This is a messenger RNA of Lycium barbarum (goji berry), 1948 nucleotides long. RefSeq lists its product as uncharacterized. The coding region runs from base 180 to 1727 and encodes 515 amino acids. Lineage: Eukaryota; Viridiplantae; Streptophyta; Magnoliopsida; Solanales; Solanaceae. The transcript has 5 exons. The record is from RefSeq and is a predicted model, not a curated record.
CCCAACGUCUUAAAACUCCAACGGCUAGUUUUUCCACUGACCGUUUGGAACACAAAAGCCUUUCACUAUCAUCAAACAAACACACACACAAAAGAAAACAUUCACAUUCAAAUACAAAUACAAACCAAAUUUCAUAGCUUAAAAUUCUCAAAUCAAUUUUUUUUUUUUUAAUUUCAAGAAUGGUUUAUUCAUACACACCAACAUACUACAGUUCACUACAUGACUCAAUUACUUCACUUUGCAAAACAAUUCUUCCAUUUCCAUUCAAAAAAAGGCGAUUACCGGCGAUUAUAGCAGCUGAACAAAGGUUGUCUAAGCAACAAUCAGACAACCUUAAAUGGCAACAAGAAUCUUUUCAUCAGAUUAUGAAUUUAAUUGGUCUUUGUAAUGAAGGGAUUUUAGCUGAAUCUGAAGUUUCUGGUUUUAGAUCUCAUCUUCUUGAUACGCUUAUCGCGUCACCUGCUGAUCAUGAACAUUCGUCGAUUUUGAGGGAUAAGUUGAUCUUCUUGCAGGAGUUACUAUAUGCAAAAUGUAUAUCAGAGGAAGAGUAUCAUUCAUCAAAGAGGCCAUUAUUGCAAAGGCUAGCAGUUCAAGGAGCUGAAAUUGAAGCAAAACAUGUUAUUGUUGGAUCAAAAAAAGAAGUCAUAGGUGAUGAAUGGUCUGUUAUAGAUUUGAAGGAUGACAUAUCCUAUCUUGGCAAAGAGAUCUCGAAUUCGAGCUCGAAAAAUAAAGAAAAGCAAAAUUCAACUAUUAAGCAAGUCAAAGGUGCUGCUUCAGUUUUUGGCUUUGCAUCAUCCAAAAAAGAAAGGGACAUACUUAGUGGAAAAAAUGAAAUGGGAAUGUCAACAGAGAACCCUUUUUGGAAUACUAAUUUGAAGGAAAAAGAUAGUGAAACUAAGUCUAUUUUGAUGGCGGAAAGCUUGCCUAAUGAACCUAUUAAAGUGAAGAAGCAGAAGAAACCUUUUAAGGGAUUGUUUGGCAUUGAUGAUCAAAAUCGCGCUGAGCCUGAAUCUGAAGGAAAAUCGUCGAAAUCAGGGAAGAAACAGUGGGGAUUUGAUGGAUUCAAGAAGUGGAAGAAGAAUGAUUGUGAAGAUGAAACAGCUCCGUUGUCGCUUGAUGAGAAAUCGGACAGCGGUGGAACUUACUUAGGCCAACUUGUUGCUGAACCUGUUGGAGAAGGACCAGAUACUAAACAGAUUAAAAGAAAGCUGCAUCCUAAUGGUGUCCCUUCGGAUUUCUUUGUCGAUAAGGUUUUAGAAGACAAUAUCAAGAAAGAGCUAUCAAGAAUUCAAAGAGAAUUUGGCGGCAAAAAUUCAAGCGUUGAGUUAACAGAUGAUCAAAUUGAAGCAAUUUCAACUAGGCUUCCAGUUGACAAGGCUGAUCUAAAAAAGUUCUUCCCUAAAACAUGGUGUGAUCGAUAUGGAGAUGUCGUUUUGGAUGUUGUAAGGAAGGAAUUCAAGAACCAUGUUGGAGAAAUGGGAGGAAACUUAAAAGGUAUUACCAGAGAGGAAAAGAAGCAAAACUCAAAAAGAUGGACAACAUUUGAUGAAGAUGUUUAUGAUGAUGAUGAAAAUUGCCAUCCAAAUCUUUUUGCUCCUCGGCAAGAUCACCAUACAUUCCAUUCUAAACAAGCCAAAAUCCUCACUCCUUUGAAGAGCAGUGGUCAAGUUUAUGUUAAUAGUAGCAUUGAUAAGGGCCUCAAAUAUAACCCUUUCUUUGAUGUUUAAGAGUUCAUUUGGUGGACAGUGAAAGAAAGCUGAGAGCUAAUCAGCUUCUUUUGUGGACUAUACUUAAUUUAUAGUUUUAUAGCCAUCUAUGUUAUUUAUUGGCUCUACAAGAGAUAUGUUAUUCCUUUUGGUCAACAUUAAAAAUGUGUAAAUCAUCUUUGGAUGGUUUCUCCUGUUUAUUUUCAUGCUUUUUAUUUUGGUUUAAAAUAGCCCCUGAAAUA